AUGGCCUGGUGUCAGCUCACCCAAGUCACCAAGCUGAGCUUUGAUUCCUCCAGUACUUCCAUUACCGCUUCAAUGAACUCUCUGAGAGGAGGAGGAGGAGGGCACGCUAUGAUAUACCAUGACAGCCCUUGCUCUGAUGGCUAUGUGUUCAUCCCCUUGGCCUUCCUGCUCAUGCUCUAUGCCGUUUACCUCAUGGAGUGCUGGCACUGUCGAGCCCGCAGCGAGCUCCAGUGCAAGGCCAACAUGGACAGUGUCUACGAAAGAGUUCUGCGCAUGCGUCAAGCUCGACUUUGCGUCUGGUGGAAAGCCAUCAGUUACCAUUUCGCCUCAUCAAGCACCAUGAAUUUACAGCUUGCAAAAUGGAGACCAGAGCAUCACAACAAGCACAGAGAGGAGAAACUUUACAGACAAUGUUUGAAGAAUGCAAGCCAAGGCCUUUCUUUCUCUGAUGAAGUUAUGCAUGAGAUGGGAGCCAUUUCAUACAAGACACAUGAUUUUACUUGGCUUUUCCAUGUCACGGGCUCUUUAAAGAAAAGAAAGAAGCAUAAGAACAAAGAAUUACAUUGCAAUAUUAGUCCUCUAACCAAAAAUGAAGACAGGGUUUCAGUACAGGCUCCGGCAGUGAACACUACUGUAUCCUUUAGCAUUGCUAGAGAUAAAAGUGAAGUGUACGAUGCCUUUAGAGGAAAAGGACAGACCAGGGUGUUGAAUGUGCACUCCUGCCUGAAGGAAUCUUCUGCAGAGGAUAGGGAGAACCAGAGCAGGAGCAGCAGGUGGCAGGAGUUUGCACUGAAGAAGCUUUCCAAGUCUACCGAACAGCAGUUUUCCAAACAGCAGAUCUCCAAACAGUGUCAAAAUAAGACUGGCCCACUUUUGUCUCUGAGGAAUCAAGACAAAGUGCGGGGUUGCAUUAAUAAGACAUCAACCACUGUGAAUAUCAAGCACAUUGAGGUCCAACAGGCCCCUCAUCUACAGGAAAUCCUGAAUCCAUGUGUAAGCAGACAGGUUUAUGAAAAAGAGAACAUUAUUGAAGAAGAGAUCUUGUCAGCAGGAACAGGAAGAGAUAUGAGAGAGAUACGGCAAAAGGUGGAUUUGCCCAUCAGAACUGACAUGUUGGACAAUGACCCCAAGGUGGAUCGCAAAUCUGACUUAAUCAGACAGGGUCCCAAGACGGCAAGACAGCAGCUGCAUGUCAUGCCUGUGGCUGAACUUUCCACUCUUCGUUAUGCAGUGGACAAUUGGAGGACUUGCUUGAACAUCAAGUUGUCCUGGCAGAGUGUGACAAUUAAGGGCCUAAAGAGGGCUCUUAUUGACCCUCAUUACUCUGCGCGGCUGGAGGCAAUUAUAACUUGUGCAUCAGGAGCAGUUAAUGGACCACAAGAGGAGCCUCGCCCAGGCAAAGUAGCUCAACAUGGUAAGGCAUCGAAUCUACAUGCAGUACCUCAAGAACUGCAGCCUCUCAUUGUCUCAGCUCUGGAUGACCCAGUAAAGAAAGUUCAGAUGGCUGCUGCAGUGUGCCAGUAUGCUAUGAGGACACCUAACUUACGUGCAAGAGACAUACUACAAAACACAUUGAAGCAAGACCCUUCAGGCACAGGUGCAGACAGCUGGGUGGCAGCUCAGUGCCUGGCCAUAGAGGGUGAUAUGAGACAAGCUGUCAUACAGAGACUUCUUUCACAGCACUUCUUCAGUGAUGCUCCAUCAGAUCAGGAGCAGUCUAUGACUUUACUCUCCAGCAUUAGCAGGAAGACUACUGUAGUGCGCUCUCUGCUGGCUGAGGAGUUAAACUGUGCUAACUGGAAAACUCGAGUUCAGGCCUGUAACAGCAUUGCACAACUCAAUGGUCCUAUCAAUAAGGAUAUUUGCAACAAACUGAUGUACAUAAUGUGGAAUGACUGGAGCACUGCUGUUCGUCAGGCUGCAGCUCAGGCUCUUAGUAAACUGGAUGUUGGCAGGGAGAUGCACAAUGAGUUGAGUGUGAAGCUGAAAGAGGGUCCAACAGCUUGCAGGGUGGAAGCACUGGAGUUCAUUGGUCAGCUCAGUAUAAUGACACCCAAGCUACUGCCCAAUUUCCUGCAGUGCUUUAAGGAUGACUUUGUUGCUGUGCGCCUGCAAGCUUGCUUAACUGCAGCAUCUCUAAUGAUGGAAGAUCAGUCGAUUCUGGAUAAUUUAAUGAACUUGAUGGAGAAUGACCCAUCAUGGAAAGUGAAAGUGGAAGCAAUUAAUGCUUUAGGAAUAAUAGGUUGCAUGACCCAAGCUCUCCAUAAGUUGUUGAUCUGGGCACUUCACCAUGAGGAGGAACCCAGAGUGCGCAUCGCUGCCUGCGAGGCCAUGAGCACUUUAGAAGCACAAGGCGAAGAGUUACAACAUUUCCUACAAGAGCGCUAUGCACUGGAAUCCAACACUGAUGUUCAAAGGCACAUUCAAGGACUUCUGCAAAAAUAUGGAUACAGUCUGGAGGGAGACAAAAGCAAGAUUGAGGAGAUAAAGCUCCAGGUGAAGCUGUUGUGUAAAAAACAUGUAAUUGCAGAGAAAGUGCUUUUAAUGAAUGAAAUGGAAAAGCAGCAACAACAGCAGAAACUAUUGUACUGAUUAAACUGUUCUGCUCCAUCUGUGACAGUUUUACAGGAGUCCCCCACUCCCUGUCACGAGCAUUGCUCCCGCCCCUCUAUUAAAAAACAUUUAAAAACGUGAAUUGUGUGUGGCAUGUCUGGCGGUCAGAACUGAUGGAUUGACUCAUGUCAAGCAGCAGCAGCAGCAUGGAUAAAGCAGAUCUUGUUUGCCAAGAUCAAACCUACUCCCCUGUCUUUCAACAUAAAUUUAAAUCUUAAAUCAAAUUGAAAAGUUGCCUUUACUAAAAUGACAAUUAAGUUGAGUCGGGAAACUCUACGAGGCAUGUUGAUAGUAUUUAACUUAUUUGCUUAAUUUUAGUCUCAUACACAUAGUUAUUCGUGUCACUAGGCCCAUCAGGAACACAUAAUCAACACGUUUAGGGAUACAUGCCCAGCUACACGCAACCGAAAUCCACCCCGCUGCAGCUCACAUGCUUGUAUUUUCUAUCUUCAGCUAUUGCUGUUGGUGGGUGUAAUCUUGAUGUUUGUACAGUAGCAGAAGUACAUCUCUUCUGUCUCAGAAGAAUUAUUUUUCUGUUCCAAAAGCAGCAGCAUAUUGACAUGUCAGUCAGCAGGA
Messenger RNA from Xyrauchen texanus (razorback sucker), 3189 nucleotides. It is a transcript of the gene heatr4, whose product is annotated as HEAT repeat containing 4. The coding region runs from base 1 to 2592 and encodes 863 amino acids. Gene Ontology annotation, molecular function: oxidoreductase activity. Lineage: Eukaryota; Metazoa; Chordata; Actinopteri; Cypriniformes; Catostomidae. The transcript has 14 exons. The record is from RefSeq and is a predicted model, not a curated record.